AUGUAUAAAAAUACCUUUCAGAGCGGAUUCUUGUCUAUUUUGUACAGCAUCGGCAGCAGACCUCUUCUCAAAUGGGAUAAAAAGGUACGAAAUGGACACAUUAAGAGAAUUACAGAUAAUAACAUCAACUCCUUGGUGCUUGAGCUUGAAGGUAACAAUGUCAGCACUACUUACAUUACAUGUCCUGCUGACCCAAACCAGACAUUGGGUAUCAAGCUCUCAUUUUUGGUUAUGAUCAUCAAAAAUCUAAAUAAAUAUUUUACCUUCGAAGUUCAGGUGCUCGAUGAUCAAAAUGUCAGGCGAAGAUUCAGGGCAAGUAACUAUCAGAGCUCAACACGGGUGAAAACGUUCAUCUGCACAAUGCCAAUGCGGCUGGACGAUGGCUGGAACCAGAUUCAGUUCAACCUGUCAGACUUCACCAGGAGAGCAUACAGCACCAACUACAUCGAGACGCUCAGGGUUCAAAUCCAUGCCAACUGCCGCAUAAGGAGGAUAUAUUUUUCGGAUAGACUUUACGCAGAAGAUGAGUUACCAACAGAGUAUAAACUUUUUGUGCAAGUUCCAAACACAAAGGCAAAGCAGUAA
This is a messenger RNA of Knipowitschia caucasica, 585 nucleotides long. Lineage: Eukaryota; Metazoa; Chordata; Actinopteri; Gobiiformes; Gobiidae. The record is from the annotation of a GenBank genome assembly.